CAUCAUUUCACCCACAUCCCAGUGACACGCCCUGCCCACCAUGGCACUCCUCGGCGAGCUGUCGCCAUACUUCGUCUACCUGCUGCUCACAGCAGCCCUGGGUCCUCUCUUGUUCGGCUACCACCUCGCAGAGCUCAACGCACCGCAAGAAGUGAUCACAUGCGCCAAACAGCAUAGCAGCGCUUCCACCUUCGAUCGCCUCAAGAACGCCUUCAGUGCGAGCUCGUCGAGCACCUCGCUGCCACAAUGUAUUCCCAUGAGCCCGGCCCAGUUCGGCCUCGUGUCAUCCUUCUUCACUCUUGGAGGACUGAUCGGUGCCCUCUCGGCAGGUCCUGUAACAGGCAAAUAUGGACGGCUCAAGACCAUGAUCUACUUGAGCGCAUUCGCCGUCGUAGGACCUCUGUGUGAGGCAGCAGCCCCUAACAUCGGCGUCAUGGCAUUUGGACGUCUGGUAGCAGGAGUUGGCGCCGGAGGAGCAACAGUCGUGGUUCCAAUAUACAUCAGUGAGAUUUCGCCACCAGAUAAGAGAGGCUUCUUUGGUGCUUUCACACAAAUCCUCACCAACUGUGGAAUCCUCAUUACCCAAGCACUGGGACUCUUUCUGAGCAGAGGGCAAGGAUGGAGAAUCAUACUGGGCGUAGGAGGAGCUAUUGCUCUUGCGCAAAUGGUCGGGCUCGUCCUCGGAGGCCAAGAAUCACCCAAGUACCUCGCAGACGCAGGCAAAACAUCCCAAGCAAAGACCGUCCUGCGCAAACUCCGCGCACCUUCCGCAGACAUUGAAGACGAAAUCCUAGCCCUCGGCGACUCCUCCACCCAUGAAGGACAACCAGAAGAUAUCGACUCCGAACAAGCCACCCUCCUCGCCAACGACUCAUCCUCCCCAGCAUCCAACAAACCUACCACCACCAAACAAUCCCUCGGCUUCUUCACAGUCAGCACCCACCCCGACACCCGCCCCGCCGUAAUUUCCGUCAUCGCCAUAAUGGUCGCUCAACAAUUCACCGGAAUCAACAGCAUAGUAAUGUACGGCGUAGGGCUCCUUUCCUCCUUACUCAGCACCAACGCCGCCCUCCUAAAUGUCUUCGUGGCCCUGGUCAACAUAAUCAUCACAACAUCCUGCGCACCCCUUGCAGAUAAGUGGGGUCGAAAACGAAGUCUUCUCCUCUCGAUAACCGGUAUGGGAAUCUCAUCUAUCCUGCUCGCGAUUGGCAUGAUGAACAGCAUUAAAUUGCUAUCUGCACUCAGCGUUAUCUUAUUCGUUGCGUCUUUCGGGCUCGGGCUAGGUCCCAUACCUUUCAUCCUGGCCUCCGAACUCGUGAGUUCCGAAGCCGUCGGCGCGGUACAAAGCUGGGCUUUGGCAGCCAAUUGGAUCGCGACAUUUGUCGUUGCGCAGUUCUUCCCUCUGAUCAACGAACGCAUGGGAACAGGACAGGUGUAUUUCAUUUUUGCGGCUUUUGCGCUUGUGUUUGGCGGGUUCAUCGCGUGGUAUGUGCCUGAGACGCUAGGGAAGAAGGAUGCGGAUGAAGUUUGGGGGCGGAGGAAGGUUGGUGGGUUGGAAGAUUGAAUUGGAGCGUGUCUUUUGUGGUGGUUUGCGGGAAAUGGCGUUCAAGGGCGCAAGCAUUCAUCCGGGGUUCACAGGACUGGUGUUGGGAUUUGUACGAGAUGCAUUGAGUUUCCUGAGGAAUUCCUCGCCAGGGCAGAGACUUCAAUUGUAAGCAAUGCCCGAGGGUCAGCAAAUCAACAAUCUUCGGUAUACCAGGCAUCACAGAGUCCGAAUUGGUCGCACUGUGCGAGUCAAGCUGCGCGCAGUUCGCCGUGGUAGCGUUCAGUGCUGAAGAUCUUUGAAUAUGAGCCAGUUGACCUACCAGCUUUCUAUCACAAUGAAGGAAGCGAAAAGCCGC
Molecule: messenger RNA, 1901 nt
Organism: Cercospora beticola
Lineage: Eukaryota; Fungi; Ascomycota; Dothideomycetes; Mycosphaerellales; Mycosphaerellaceae
Source: RefSeq, a predicted model, not a curated record